ACCCAGCUGCAAUUCUCCCUUCUUUCUAGUACAGCCGACAAACAUUUGUUUACAUGGAAACGACUAUGGCAUUGCAGUUGCAAAUUCUUCAAUUCCUACGUUGCGUACCCUCCCCAUCUCUACCAUUACCCACCAAUCGCCGCAGCCGUCUCCGCCACGAUGGCCUAAACCAACCCAAUAUUGUCAUGCCCAUAAGAGAUCUGACCCUCCGACGAUUCACCACAGCUCCAUAUCAAUUCAGAUUCAAUAUCCAAAAGCCCUUUUGUGAUACCCACAAUUUCACCGUAAUUAACAGCAAUACGAUGGCCGAUAAGAAGGAUAAUCAAGAGGUAACUAUUGAAAGCAAAGGCAAGGUGGAGAAGGGAUUAGAAAACUCAAAGUCAAAGUCAAAUAUUCCGCCGCCGCCGGAGAAGCCUUUGCCGGGGGACUGUUGCGGCAGCGGAUGCGUAAGGUGUGUGUGGGACGUCUAUUACGAGGAGCUCGAUGAAUAUAACAAGCUUUACAACACCAAUUCUAAGCCUUGAUGAAUCCAAUCUAUUGAUUGGUAUGUGCAAAUUAUUUGUGAUUUGAAAUUCUUUGUGAUUUGAUGUAUUGGUAUAAUGGAUUAGCUUAUUUAUCAACUGAAAUGAAAAUUGGUCUUGAAUCUGAGGUAAUAGAAAUGAGAUUUUUGGGGGAUGAUUAUAUGUAAUUAUGGUGGUUCUAUUCAAGUGGCAAAAGUAGAUUAUGACUUAUGAACCUGUUUGAUGUAGUUUUCUUGCGAAUAAAUUUUGUGAAAAGUGAUAUUUA
Messenger RNA from Olea europaea var. sylvestris, 786 nucleotides. RefSeq lists its product as uncharacterized. The record is from RefSeq and is a predicted model, not a curated record. Bases 54 to 524 code for a protein of 156 amino acids. NCBI's taxonomy places the organism in Eukaryota, Viridiplantae, Streptophyta, Magnoliopsida, Lamiales, Oleaceae. The transcript has a single exon.